GCUCCAUCUGUUCACACUCACAUUGUUCAACCCUCUUGCCUUAGGACCAGACUGCAGCACUACCAAACCUAAAAAGGCAUUGAGUUGAGUUGAGUUUGGACCACUGUGCUACAAGGAAGCUUGUUUCACUUCACCAUUUUUGGAUUUUUUGUCACUUUAUUUAUUCUCUGCUGGAUACAGAGAACCUGGAUUUUUAUGUACCAGUGUCAAGAAGUCCAACCUUGGAGAAAACUUGACAAAGCUGAGACAGUCCCCCUGGCAUGCUGGAACGACCAAAGGUUUUCUGUCAGGAGCAUAUCUUUAGGACUUCCUUCUGUCUUUGUAUUGCUGCUUUACUUUUUCCUUGGAGCCUGUGCUCCAGCUCCGGCUGGAAGUCUAGAAUUACCUCUACCUCCACGUAUUUGCUGGGAGUACAAGAGGGGAGAGCAGCCCUCUCCACCAGGCUUCCGUCCCAGGAUUGGUCAGAGAGCAGCCCAUCAGCAGCAGUGACAGUGGGGUUGUCCAGGGUCAUCUGAGGUCAGAGGUCCGGGGUCAGAGGCUGGAUGUAUAAGACGGCUUCAUGGGCCUGAAGGACCAUCUGGAGGAUGGAACAGGCCACAACUUCAAUCUGGGGCUGGAUUUGGACUACCUCCAUGUGGAAGGCACCGACCGCCAGGCCAGCUUGAGUGCCACAGCCGGCACCCACUCAGGAGUUUUGGAGGGGGAAGAGGCACAGGUGGGAGGCACCCAUAGCAGUGUCAGUAGUAGCAGCAUCAGCAGUAGUAGUAGUAGCAGUAACUCCUCUGAAGAAAGUGCUGCGUCGGACAGCGAAGAUGAGCGGGGGGUCCACCAUGGCUCUGGUUCUGGCGCUGAGACCCCCCAUCCGCACCCCUGUCACCCUACUGGAGUGGGCCUGCCACAAAGCCCCCCCCCUAGGGACCCCAAACUCCCCACCGACCCCCUCACAGAGUAUCGCUCCAAGAUGGAAUUUGCCCUGAAGCUGGGCUACUCUGAGGAGCUGGUUUUGCUGGUGCUGAGGAAGCUAGGGCCUGACGCCCUCAUCAACGACAUACUGGGAGAACUGGUCAAACUAGGCACCAGGACAGAGACGGAGGAGGCAGGGGACUCUACCGCAUCCCAGUCGUCCUCCUCCUCCUUAUCCUCCCCCUCUCUGGACUCCUGCAGACUGGACUGCUCCUCCCAGCUGCUGUUGGAUGACAAGGAGAACAUCAGGCCUGUGGUGGUGGAUGGGAGUAAUGUAGCCAUGAGUCAUGGGAAUAAGGAAGUGUUCUCCUGUCACGGCAUCCAGCUGGCUGUUGAUUGGUUCCUGCAGCGUGGUCACCGUGACAUCACUGUGUUUGUGCCCGCCUGGAGAAAGGAACAGUCCAGACCGGACGCCCUCAUCACAGACCAGGAGAUAUUGCGACGUCUGGAGAAAGACAAGAUCCUGGUGUUCACUCCGUCUCGUCGGGUCCAGGGCCGCCGGGUGGUCUGCUAUGACGACCGCUUCAUCGUCAAGCUGGCCUACGAGUCUGACGGCAUCAUCGUCUCUAACGACAACUACCGGGACCUGGCCAAUGAGAAGACAGAGUGGAAGAAGUUAAUUGACGAGCGGCUGCUCAUGUACUCAUUCGUCAAUGACAAGUUCAUGCCUCCUGAUGAUCCUCUGGGUCGCCAUGGUCCCAGUCUGGAGAACUUCCUGAGGAAGAGACAAGUGAUCCCAGAACACAGGAAGCAGCCCUGCCCCUAUGGGAAGAAGUGCACUUACGGCCACAAGUGUAAAUUCUACCACCCUGAGCGAGGCAGUCAGCCCCAGCGCUCUGUGGCCGACGAGCUGCGUGCCAGUGCCAAGAACUCCUCUUCCUCCUCCACCUCUUCCUCCAAGAUCCUGGGCUCUGCUCUGCUGGUGAAGAGCCACAGCAUGUCCAGCAGCUCCAGUGCAGACGGGCUCCCAGAACCCCACCGAGCCGCCCCAAAGAGGCGGUCGGACCCCGGGCUGUGCACCCCCUCCUACAACGACCUCCUGGAGGAGCGGCUGGGCGGGAGGACCAAAGCAGAGGCCCGCAGAGGUAGUAGCAGCAGCAGUAGCAGCAGCUGUAGCAACAACCUCCUGGUCCCUGCCCCUGGGGGUCCUCCUUCCAGCCAAGGCUUCUCUCUGCAGGAUUGGAGGGACCACAACGCAGGGAGGAACGGCUCCUGCAAAGCUCCAGGGCUGUUGGGGCUUGGUCACUCUGACUCAUAUCCCACCUGUGAGUCCCCAAAGCUGGGCUACAACUCCCUAAUGAGGGCGUACUCCAGCCUAAACCUGGUGGUGCCACGGAGCCCCGAGCGGCUGUUCCCAACUGACCUACGGACGGGCUUGCUGGCAUCUGACUGCAGCAGCGAGGGCAGCAUGAGCUCUGACUCCUUCUCCCCUGACCCCCUGCUGGAGGAUGGCCUCAAAUGCCACCACCCCCAUCACGACCACCAUCACUGCUCCAGCCGCUACCCACACCACACCAACCACCCGCCCCCUGGUCUGACCCUGCACCCACAUGGAGGCUCCCACCAUAGCUACCCCCUAGCUCAGAGCAUGGGGAGGCCACAGGUUUUCAGCUUGGAGGAUCAUCCCUCCUCCCUUCACCACUUCAAGGCCCAUCUUACCUACCUUUCUCCCCAUCUUCAGCACCCAUCUGUGGGGAGCAGCUCUGGCUGUUCUGAGGACUACCCUCCCCAACCUCCACCCCAGACCUCCAGCCCCCACUGCCACUCUCACAGCUCAACUCUGGGGCAUAACCUGGGGGGCUCCACCUGGCAGGACAACAACAGCCUCCAGAACUCCCGGCUUUACGAGCACUCCCCUGUCCGCCCCAGGAGGACCUACCCUGGGAUGGGACAGGAGCAGCGGCUGGCCAGCUGGGACCCCCACUACCAGCAGCUCCUCCAGCCCUGCUACGAGGCCUUCAACUUCCAGUCCCAGCCUGAGGGCCACAAACAACCCUGGCACUCUUCCUGGCCCAGGGGGACACACUCGCCCCAUCCUCAACCCCCUUCCUCCUCCCAUCCUCCACCCCACCCCUCCAUGGAUCCCCAGCACCAGGGGGGAAGAUGCCAGGACGUGAGGGAUAAGGUGUUUGUCAACCUAUGUAACAUCUUUCCUCCAGAGCUGGUGAAGGUGGUGAUGGAGAGGAACCCCCACGUGAUAGACGCCCAGCAGCUGGCUGCAGCCAUCCUGGCUGAGAAGUCCCAGGCUCGCUACUGAGUACUGACACUACUGUAGUAGAGGAAAGAAGUGGCGUACCCAACUCUAUAGUCCACCCAAAACAUCUACGAUGCAGGGGGAGAUGUUUUAUUUUUUACAUCGAAUUAUAUUUUUUAAGGAAAAUCCGAGCUACCUUAUUGUUGUCCUUUACUGUUGUGCGGUAUGAGACCACCUCAAGCACUUAAGGUCAGGAUUGUUUAUGGUGUGUGGGUAGGAGUGAACAUGUGUGUCAGCGUUAUUUCAGGAGACUCUGAAUGGCAUGUGUUGCUUAAAUGUAUUUAUUUUGUAUGUUUUAAAUUAUUUUUAUUGUCUUUAUAUUUUGUUAUGACACUUUUCGUUGCUUUUUUUUAAUCAACAUGUUACAUUUUUGCCAAUCAUAUCAUAGGGGGGUUCAAUGCUUCAGGGUGCUUCAGAUUUAGGAAAAAUCCUGAGGUGUCAACACGGGGUGAAUUCUGGGAUUCCAAAUCAAAGGUAUUGUUUGUUGUCAUAAACAUGUUACUUACAAACGUUUCAAACUAAAAGACAAAGCAAAUUCAUAAAUCUAAUCUACACUGAUUUAGUUGUAUCCCUGUAAUUUGUUCAUUAACGAUUCAUAAAAGCAGGUGGGGAAUUGAAUAGCGUUGUUGAAAUAUUUGAUGAAAUUCCCCUUUAGAGAAGUGACGCGCAGGAACUCCAGCUGUUAAAGGCCUGGUAAAGUCCAUGUGAAAACCCCAGAGCAUUGUUUACUCUAACAGACAGGAGCUAGUUCCUCUCUGGGGAGAGCUCUGAAGCUUACUUCACAGCUUGAGAGAUUGCGAUAUUGAUUUUCGCUUUCUUUUUUUAACCACUUUUUUGUCCUCCAACAACCAUUCUGGCCAUUGAAAUCAGAUGGUUCUUAAGGAUAUGCAAACUAGUGCAGGUGCAGGUGUUUAUCUUAACGUUUUUAUUUAAACAUAUGAAUGUGUUAAUUUAUUAUUGUCCCUUUGUCCUUUUUGUUAUGUGUGAGAUUAUUUUAGUUGAAGGGGGUUUCUGUUGCUAGGGUUUCAUUACAAGAGAAGACAUCAGGUGUAACCAUCCAGACAGACAGAUGGUGCUGUACUGUAACUGUCUAUGUACUUAACUCUGUGGACAAGGUAAUUCUAGCCUCUACCUCCUGGCUUAGAAUCCAUUGUAAGUUGCCACAAUCGCUCAGUGAAUAGAAAUAGUUAGGCAAUGACACCGUGUUGGGAAAUGCCUUGCUCACACACAGCAGGGACUACAUCUACCCAUUACAGUCCAAAACACUGGACGUGUGUUGCCAAGGUAACCUGACCACUACAAACUUUAGUGGCCAAGAGAAUCCCUCUCCUCGUUGAUACAAAUUGUAUCCUAUUAACUUAAACCAGAUCAUUGUUUUAUAUGAGAAUAUGUAUACAAAAAUAUUUUGAGAUUUAUGUGCCGUAAUUGGUCACAUUUGUUAAUGUUCUAAAAUAUAUUUUGGGAAAUGUUGUGUGUUAAGAAUUAUUAGGGAAAGAAAAGGCAUCAAAUGCAAUUUCUUCAAACUACUGUACUGUGAUUGGUGAUCAACAGACAGAUAAGACAGAAAAUAUUGGUUGUUGUUUUAUUAUCACUGAUCUGAAAGUAUGUUUUCUCAUUGGCUGGUCACAAUCUAACUCAGGUCACAGUCAUGUGAGUGUGACUGUGGGGGUCAGCUUUAUGGGGAAGCAGAGAAUUUUUUCUUCCCCAUCAGCCCCUAUUGAUGGUCAUGAUCUUUCACUUAACAUGUUUUUGUACCGUAGUUCUCAGCUCUGUCAUUAAACUAAGCCUAUCCCUUCAGAGGAUCAGUGGAACACUGCUGACUUGACAAAGACAAUACUUACUCUCUGGAACCAGUUUCUCAACAUGACAACAGCCAAAAGGUUAAAAUAUGUUUUUUUUUUUUUACAUAUAAGAAACCAUGUCCAUUCACACAGUAGUAUUACAUGGCAAGUCACUGAAUAGCAGUGUUCUUUUCUGUUCCCCUGAGUUGGUUGGCAUAUUAGUUUUGAGCUGAGUGAGCAUGUGACAUUGUGGCCGAAUAAAACCGCCACCCAAGACUUGACGUCUAGCACCUUUCUAAAAGAAGAGCCUUCUCAGUAGCUGCAGGGCACUGUGUGCCGGGGGUGGGCAGAGGAGUAAAUGCCUCUACUUUUUUAAACACAUCCGAUGAUAGUCUGAACCAUGUUCAGUUAAACAUUUAUUUUUCCAUGUCCUGAUUUUUUAAAGAGGUGAUUUUGGAAUUAUUUGUGAUGUAUUUUUAAAAAUCAGCAUUAAGACAUUUUAGGGAAAUUGUUUGGGUGGUUUUCCUCACCGUCACUGGAUAUAGGCUGUACGGUACCGUUCACCUUUUGUAUAAUGAAUCACCCUUUGAUGACGUGAGGUUCAGUUUGAAGACAGUGUAUGUAUAUGUGCUGGGUUUUGGAUAUAGUACUGGGUUGAAUUUCUUCCACCAUGGACAUUUUUUGGUCAUUUUGGAAUUUGGAUCAUAAUUGGUUUUAUGUCAUUGGUCUGACUGGUUGACUUCUUAUUCUAUUUGACUGCUAACUGUUUGUUUAAUUUGGCCAGUCUGCAUCCAGGGCCUACAAUUCAAGCAAAACAAAUAGAUUUUAAUGUGUCAAACUUUCCAAUGUCAAGUAUAAUUUAUUUUCAUAUUCAUCACUGCUGUGCUUUAAAUCCAACAUAAUUUGUGCUACAAUAAAACUGUUAAAUAUAAUAAAUGUCUUAAAAAUGAUUGUUAAAAAAAAAUUAUCCACAAAAAUAAGGUUGGGAUUCGGGUAUUCUGUAUUCUGUCAGGGACCAAAGCAAUUGGCAAAAUAAUUGAGGGUUAACUUAUGUUUCUGAAUUAUGAUGCUGCUUUCUUCACAGGUCAACAUGGGUCAUUUCAAGCCAAAAUGGAAUCUGGGGAAUGGAGAACAAGAACUGUGGCCUGAUGUGAUGUUGAUGUUUUGCCUUAGUGACUGUACUGUACUGUAUGUGAAUGGGAGGAAACACAUGUUGCAACAAUGAGCUUUAGGUACUGGAACCCCAGAGCAUGUGACUCUCUAUGACACUCUGGCCUGUAGCAGACUUACAUGCCAAUUCAGGGAACUGUGGCCAAAUGGUAUAUGUUGACUCCUUCAUGUUGAGAUGAAUAAUAAGAGCAAUAAAGACCUAUUCAAGCUUUCA
Messenger RNA from Salvelinus sp. IW2-2015, 6382 nucleotides. RefSeq names its product probable ribonuclease ZC3H12C. The record is from RefSeq and is a predicted model, not a curated record. Gene Ontology annotation, cellular component: cytoplasmic ribonucleoprotein granule; nucleus. NCBI's taxonomy places the organism in Eukaryota, Metazoa, Chordata, Actinopteri, Salmoniformes, Salmonidae. Gene Ontology annotation, molecular function: mRNA binding; RNA endonuclease activity; metal ion binding.